This is a messenger RNA of Xenopus tropicalis (tropical clawed frog), 1177 nucleotides long. It is a transcript of the gene nkain3, whose product is annotated as Sodium/potassium transporting ATPase interacting 3. The record is from RefSeq and is marked provisional. Lineage: Eukaryota; Metazoa; Chordata; Amphibia; Anura; Pipidae. Gene Ontology annotation, cellular component: plasma membrane.
GAUCGUGGAAGCUGUUUGGAAUCACUGCACAUUGGGAUGUGUUGAUGGGCUGGAUACUUUGCUAGGUAGGUGCUGAAAGCACUGGACAGCAACCCUGGAACCUUUCUUCUUCCUUGGCUGCCGCCUGUGCAAGUGCUGAAUCUGAGCAAGGGCUCUUAGAAAGUGCAGCCGUGCAUUAGGAGCUGUCCAGCAGCACUUGUGUUCCUUGUCUGUAUUGGCUCUGCUAGCUACUCUGUGGUCAUACUUGCAACAUGGGAUGUUGUACGGGGCGCUGCACUUUGAUCUUCAUCUGCACUUUACAGAUGUUGGUAGCACUGGAGAGACAGAUAUUUGACUUUCUUGGAUACCAGUGGGCACCAAUUCUUGGGAAUUUCCUUCACAUCAUUGUCGUCAUAUUAGGAUUAUUUGGAACUAUACAAUACAGGCCGAGAUACAUAGUGGCGUACACAAUUUGGACAGCUUUCUGGGUUGCCUGGAACGUCUUUAUCAUUUGCUUCUACUUGGAAGUCGGUGGACUCUCUAAGGACACUGAUCUCAUGACCUUCAAUAUCUCUAUCCAUCGUUCAUGGUGGCGGGAGCAUGGACCAGGUUGUGUGUGGAGACUUGUGCCCGCUCCACCAAGCAAGAAUCUCGGAGAUCACUCGUUUAUUUCUGUGACGGGAUGCAUCAUAGAAUUUCAGUACAUAGAGGUCAUCCACAGUGCUGUCCAAAUACUUCUGUCUCUAAUCGGAUUUGUGUAUGCGUGCUACGUGAUCAGUGUUAUCACAGAUGAAGAAGACAGCUGUCGGCAUAAAUAAUGUGGAUUGCAAAGAGACCAAAGGCCAUGAUGUUCCUACUAUUACAACCACUGAUGAGAACUUCUCAUGGAAAGAGGUUUCCAGCUUUUCAUUGUGCGUUGGAUGACUGUGCUGAGAUUCUGCAACAUUUUCUACAGCAGAACGGAAUUUUAAAAUGUUGUCAAUAAGUGCAUUUUGUUUUUUUAUUAUAAUUUGAGUUAAAUGGACAUUUUAAAAAUGUACAUUUUGUUUUUUUUUUAUUGUUCUUUUUUAUAACCAGUGUAGCAUGAAACAAGGGGACCUGUGGAAAUAUUGUCUACUAAAUAUGGAAGCUGGGUUUACAGAUAAAUGUGAAACGCGAGUUUGUGAAUACACAAAAUAAAUGUUGAUUCUGAUGUGAA